CUCCUCGGCCUGCGGGCCAGAAGCACGGCGUGAUGGGCGGGGUUUGGCCCUCGGGGCGGAAGCGUGGCGAGAUGGGCGGGGUUUGGCCGGAAGGCCAGAAGCGCGUGGAAGGCGUGGCCGGAGGGCGGAGGCUGGGCGGUGCGGGCGAGAUGGAGCCGAAACUUGGGUUCCAUGAGCUCCUGCACGUUUUCUCCUUCCUGGAGGCCCGAGACCUGCUCUGCGCCGCCCAGGUGGACAAGGUCUGGAAUGAGGUUUCAGGGACCAAGGAACUGUGGAGGCAGCUGUGUCUGAGACGCUGGUCAUCCUGUAAAACCUCCCAGAUGACCUUGGGCACACAAACAUGGAAGGAGUACUAUCUCUGCCGAUCCGAGCUGGAGUUCCGAAUGGAAUGUGGGCGGCCAGAGAAGGACUUCAUCUGCAAAGCCAUUGCCGGGCACACAGGAGAGAUAGACGAGCUGGCUUACAUCUCAACCAAGGAGUGCCGGUUUGAUGGGCAAGAGAAGUCCAUGGUGUGCACCGUGUCCUCGGACAGCACCGUCCGUGCCUGGGAUGUGCAGGAGGGCACAGAGAUCUGGUCAAGCCCUCUGCAGCCCGCUGCUCUGGUGAACGUGGUGACCUUCCCUCGGCUCCAGCUGGCCAUCACCGUGGAUGAGCGUGGCCUCAUCAAGGUUUGGGGAGCGGAGAACGGAUGGGAGCAGGCCUCCUUCCGCCUGCCUACAUUCUCGUCUGCAUUGCAGGCCUGCGAGCAUCCAGAGGGCCCUUUCCUGCUGGUGGCCUGUGCCGAGGGCUUCCUGUAUGCGCUCACGGUGCCCCAGCUGCAGCUGCGGUCCAGGACUCGCGUGUUCCCGAGCAGCCCCACCAGUCUCCUCUGCUCUCCUGACUGCCAGUGGGUGUUUGCUUCAACCCAGAACUCAGACCUGGGCCCGAAGGUGUUCCACACUCGCUCCCUGCUGUGUCUGGUGGAGGAUGAGCCUCCCGUCUCCACCACUCUACCCAUCUGGCUGACCUCCAGAGCCUGCUGGGCCCCUGACGAGACAGCCAGGCUGAUGGUGACGCACAGAAAUGACAACGGCAUGCAGCUGGUCAUCACCACCUACGAGCUCAGGACCAAGCAGUCACGGGAAGGAGUAGACGUCGUGGUACAACAGAUGGCAAGUUUCCUCCUGCCCAACUCCAUGAUACCUCCUCACCUCAUGAAGGGCCACGGCUCUCAGGUGAUCCUGCUGGUGUCCGGGUCGGAGCUGGCGCUCUUCACCAUCCACGGGGUGCAGCUGGCAGCCUUCCAGGACCACCAGAGGCCCAUCACGUCCAUGUGGGUGGACCAGAGCCGAGUCAUCACCGCUUCCUUUGACCUAUCCCUGCGAGUCUAUGUGUGGAAUAAAGAAACGAAGCCUCCCGUCCUCAAGAGCUGCUAUCACCUGCUUGGGGGCUCCCACAGAUGGGCCAGUGGAUUCACCCAUGUGGAAGGUGACAGUAUGAGCAUUGUAGGUGUGGAAGCCAGAAACAUUGGGACGAGUAUUCUGAGGUCCUAUUGCUUCAAAGUGCAGCGUGGCUCAGAUGACUGCAUCAAUUGAAGAUAAUCUCACUUUGGUGAAGAGCUUGUCUACAUACAGACUAAAUGAUGACUUAUCACCAUUGAGACAGAAAUGAGCAAUUCUCAGAUACCUGUUAUGGACCAGGCACUGUGCUAUGUGACUUUUUUUUAAUCCUCACAAACCAGUUAAAGAGGUAUGAUGUCUCUGUUUUUCAGAUGAGGAACAGGACCAGUAAUGGGAGAGUAACCCAUUAUUGGCCUGUUGUCCAGCUGCCACGCCACCUGCCUAAGCUUGCUCAGAUAGUAAGUGGUAGAGAGGAGUGGAGGCCAGAAGGCCCAAGUACAAGGGGCUGGGCUGGUACCAUGAUUAUUUUGUUGUUAGAUAUGUAAGGAAGUAAGGAAAUGGUACUCCCCCCAUUCUGUUAUGUGCUUUAGGCACACGUUAAUAAAUGGUUGUGUGGCACCACGCUGCCCAGCUCUA
Herpailurus yagouaroundi (jaguarundi) is the source of this 2015-nucleotide messenger RNA. Its product is annotated as F-box/WD repeat-containing protein 12-like. Gene Ontology annotation, cellular component: cytoplasm. The record is from RefSeq and is a predicted model, not a curated record. Gene Ontology annotation, molecular function: protein binding. NCBI's taxonomy places the organism in Eukaryota, Metazoa, Chordata, Mammalia, Carnivora, Felidae.